Caenorhabditis briggsae is the source of this 1722-nucleotide messenger RNA. The record is from RefSeq and is a predicted model, not a curated record. The transcript is spliced from 10 exons. Lineage: Eukaryota; Metazoa; Nematoda; Chromadorea; Rhabditida; Rhabditidae. The coding region runs from base 1 to 1722 and encodes 573 amino acids.
AUGUCUUCCGAUUCUCUGAAAAUCUACUACGAAACUAUUUAUCCAGAAGUUUGUAUUCCAGAUUCUAGAUUUUUAGCUUCUAAAGAAGGAUUAGUCAUUUAUUCCAGAAUUAUCGUAUUUUUAUCUCUUCCAAUUCAAAUUUUAUGCACUUUUUGUAUUUUAAAAAAGACUCCAGAAACGAUGAAAAAUGUGAAAUCGAGUCUUUUAAAAGUGAAUUUAUGGUCCAUUUUUUCUGGAAUUAUUUUGGGAUUUUUUGUGAUCCCACUCAAUUUUUUCCCACAUUUAUGUGGUGUUUUCAUUGGAUUGGCUGCAAAUUCAAAUCCUAUUUUUCAAUUUAAUUUGUUCAUGACGAUCCUAUUUGGAGUCCUAAUCUCCAUAAACAUUUUAUUCGAAAAUCGAAGCAGCCUAAUUGCUCAAAAUCGGUUUGCAAUUUCUAGGACUUCAACAAGAAAUUUUUGGGUUUUUAUCAAUUUUUUUGGGAAUUUGGCACUUUUGACUCCGGUAUUUCUGAAUUUACCGGACCAGGAGACUACGAAAUUGGAGAUUUUGAAGAAUCUUCCCUGCCCGGCAAAGGAAUUUUUUACCGAAUCUAUGCUGAUUAUGGCUUAUCAAGAUUUUUGGGAAUCCUAUCUUACUGUAGCUCUUCUCUUUAUUUAUUUUAACUUAAUGGCUCAAAUUCUAUUUUUCUCAAUUUGUUGUAUUUAUUAUUUAUUCAUUUUCAAAAGUUCCCAAGUCUCUGCUCAAACUAGAAAACUCCAAAUUCAAUCAUUUGUUGCAAUUAUCUUUCAAAGUCUCAUUCCAAUUUUAUUUGAUUACAUCCCAACAUUGAUAUUCUUGGAUCGACAGAGAAAAAAUGAUUAUGAUCAGUUGAAUAAUAAUUUAAUGGGUUUAUCUAUCAUUUUACAUAAUGGUAUGACUAGUUUAUCGAUUUUAUUGGUUCAAAAACCAUAUCGGAAUUUUUUGAAAUCUAUUUUUUUGUCAAAGAAAAAGUCGGAGGAACUUACCAUGCAACAAGCAGCAGCCGUCCCAUUCAACCCGUCCCGCCCGUUCCCAGUGGAAUGUUAUGCAAACAAAUUGAAUCAUCAUGUACUGGGAGCUGGCACUAACAUCAGCAAAGAACAAGUCAAAUUCAUCGAAGCCAUUGCCAAAAAUAUCAGAUCCAGUCAUACUUACUUCCUCGAAAUUUCCAAAAACCCCAAAUCUCAAGUGCAAAUUGACGAGCUUCAGAGGCGUUUGGAGGAGAAGGAAAAUGAGAAUUCGGCUUUGAAAAAACAAGUCAUGGAGCUCACCAAAAAAUUGUGCAAAAUGGAAUCAGAAAAAGAAAAUCGAAUUUCGGAUUUUGGAAAUAAAGACAAAAUCAGAAUCAAAGCCAGAACAGCAAAGAAAUUGGACCAAGAGAAAUUGGAAAAAGAGGAAAAUGAGGAUAAGAAGAGGAUUGAGAUUCUGGAAGGUGAAUACGCUCAAAUCCGUCAUCUCAAAGAGGACGCCUCAAUUCUCCGUGAAUACUACGAGCCCUCUCAUUUUUUUAAGCGUUUAGUAAAAGAAAAUGAGCAAUUGAAGACAAAAAUUCUGGAAAAGACGACGGCGAUGGAUCGAGUGAUGACGGAAAAUCAAAAAUUGAAAAAAACGAAUGAUAAGGCACUGAAGAAUAUUGAUUUGUUGAAUGAAAACAUUGAAAUUCUCAAGAAGAAGAAAAAGAAGAAGAGUAGCUACGGUUUCUGA